This is a messenger RNA of Zingiber officinale, 1322 nucleotides long. RefSeq names its product NAC domain-containing protein 104-like. Gene Ontology annotation, biological process: system development; regulation of DNA-templated transcription. The transcript is spliced from 4 exons. The record is from RefSeq and is a predicted model, not a curated record. NCBI's taxonomy places the organism in Eukaryota, Viridiplantae, Streptophyta, Magnoliopsida, Zingiberales, Zingiberaceae. Gene Ontology annotation, molecular function: DNA binding. Bases 475 to 1041 code for a protein of 188 amino acids.
UUAAUGUGCAGAUCGAGUGGAACUGCACUCGUCCACCCACAAGAAAGGUGGACAGGCGAAGGUGGAGAGAAAUGGCGGAUAAAGAAUUACUUCACGGAGAUUUGGAUAGAGAAGGGAGGUGAGCAACUGGCGUAGUCAUGGAUAAGGCCCGAGCGGCAGUCAAAGUAGCAUGGGAUCUGGAAAGCGAUGGAUUUGUGAUUAGCUUUAGGCGUAUAAUUGGCCCACAAAACCAUUGCCAACUCCUCUUACUUGCCCAUGUCGAUCGGCCUCGGCCCCCUCCACCACCUCCAACUUUGCAUUGAGGCCUGACUCCUCCAUUUUCGAUCAUCAGCAGCCUUGUGUAUCACGUCUGCUAGCAGCACCAUAUAAUCCUAGUUUGCAUUAUAUAUAAACUCAUGAGUCCACAACAGCAUUACUAUACUUUGCAUUUGCAUUCAUUGAUAUCUUUCCUUGCUUAGAGCUAGCUAGAGAGAUAUGAGUGAUCUCCCUCCCGGUUUCCGGUUCUUCCCCACUGAUGAAGAGCUCGUCGUCCACUUCCUCCAUCGCAAGGCCUCAUGCCUCCCGUGCCACCCUGACAUCAUUCCCAACCUCGAUCGACGCCUCUUCGAUCCAUGGGAACUAAAUGGUAAAGCCCUGCAAGGAGGUAAUUGCCAAUGGUACUUCUUCAGCCAUGCAGCGGCCCCGAAUCGGAUCUCUCCGAGCGGGUAUUGGAUGCCGGUCGGAGCCAAAGAGACGGUAACCAGUGGAGGCAGGGCUGUGGGCAUGAAGACUACUCUCGUCUUCUACGCAGGCCGAGUCCCCGAGGGCAUAAAAACCAAUUGGUUGAUGGAUGAAUACCAACUGAUAGAUGGCGCCACCGCGCCCAACGGCAAGAGCAGCUCAUCCAUGAAGAGAGGAAGCAAGAAGAGAAGAGAUCUCAACUUGGUGGUCUGUCGAGUGUACGAGGCGAGCUUCUUCCAUGUGGAGGAGAACGAGCUUUCGUGCUUGGACGAGGUGUUCUUAUCGUUGGACGAUCUGGAAGAAAUCAGCAUGCCCAAGUAGGAUGAGUUGUCGAUCAAUCUUGUUCAUUACUAGAACACCAAGAACUGAACACUCGUGGCGAAGAAAUCAAGAAUUUGCAGAUGGUCUUUUGAAUUUGUAAUUGUAGGGGUGUAAAGCUAUCGAUCGUAUGACAGUUGUUUGAAUUAGAAUAAGGUUUAAUUAAAGAUAGCUAGAACAAUUUAAAUGUACUAUAUUAUAAAUAUAUUUAUAUAUGAAGUAAUUUUGUUCUGCUUUCAGUAUUGUCUUAAAGGUGCAGUUUAAACGUGAUUAUUAUUUCUUAA